AUGUGCUGUCAAGGGUCUUCUCUUGUGACCUGGAACCGGACCAUACUCGGAAGCAGUAUCGCGUUAGUCUUACACCGACCCUGCUGCGCCAAGGCCUCUGGCAAAGCCAAAGUGCCUCCGUCCUUGAACAAUGGCCAGAUUCAGAUCCAGAAGAAACUGGGUGCAGGCUGCUUUGGUGAGGUAUACAGGGGUUUCCACACCGGCACCAAGGAAGAUGUAGCCAUCAAGUUCGAGGCAUUGCAGAACCAGUCGCUCCAGUUGCGGCAUGAGGGUGAGAUGCUGAACUUGCUGCGGCUCCCUACGCAACCUCAGGGCUUUGCCAAGUUCUUCUUCUUUGGCCAGGAGGGCAAUUUCAAUUGCCUGGCCAUGGAGUUUUUGGGCAAAAGCCUGGAAGAUCACGUGCAGUUGUGCGGCGGAAAGUUUUCAUCCAAGACGUCAUGUCUGGUCGCGCAGCAGGUGCUCAUGCGAAUCGAGUACCUCCACUCCAGAGGAGUGGUGCACAGAGAUAUCAAGCCGGAGAACUUCAUGUUUGGUGUUGGCAACAAAGUGCACCACCUCUACCUGAUCGAUUUCGGCUUAAGCAAGAGAUACUGGGACAAGAAGCAUGUGCCGUCCACCCAGAAGCUGAGCCUCACCGGCACAGCCAGGUACGCAUCCUUAAACGCCCAUCGUGGCUUCGAGCAGAGUCGUCGCGAUGACCUGGAGGCUAUCGGGCACAUGCUGCUCUACUUCCUCCGCUCCUCACUCCCUUGGUCGGGCCUGGAAGCGCGAACCAAGAAGGAGAAAUACCAAAAGAUCAAAGAGAAGAAGGAGAGUACAGAGCUUUCAGAUCUGUGUCAGGGACAAAGAGAGGCAUUCCAGGCUUAUUUGGAGUAUGCCAGAAAUCUUGGCUUCAAGGACCGUCCCGACUACAUGAUGCUGCGGAAGCAGUUCGCCAAUCUGAGGGCGCUGCUGGAGCGAGAAGAAGGGAACCCAAUCCAGGAUUGGGACUUCGAGUGGCUUCAGGGCAAAGAGCUCGGCGAGCUUGAGCCGCUGCUGCCAUAUGACACCCUUGAGCAACCAGAUGACGAGCAGGCUCCGUCAGAACGGCCGCGUGGUCUCUGCUGCUUCCGCUGUGGAGGAUUCCAGGUGCGCAACUGA
This is a messenger RNA of Symbiodinium sp. CCMP2592, 1140 nucleotides long. Lineage: Eukaryota; Dinophyceae; Suessiales; Symbiodiniaceae. The record is from the annotation of a GenBank genome assembly.